This is a messenger RNA of Oryctolagus cuniculus (rabbit), 8134 nucleotides long. It is a transcript of the gene CPD, whose product is annotated as carboxypeptidase D. Lineage: Eukaryota; Metazoa; Chordata; Mammalia; Lagomorpha; Leporidae. The record is from RefSeq and is a predicted model, not a curated record. Gene Ontology annotation, biological process: peptide metabolic process; protein processing. Gene Ontology annotation, molecular function: zinc ion binding; metallocarboxypeptidase activity.
CGCGGAGGGGAUCCGGCUGGCCCCGGCUGCCCGGAGCGCGGAGCUGCGGGAACGGAGCCGGGGUUAGCGGCGCUGCUGGAAGAUGGCGAGCGGCGGGGACGCGCGGCCGCCGUGGCGGCCGGGGCGCCUCCCGCCGCUGCUGCUGCUGUGCCUUCUGCUGCUGAGGAGCCCGGGCCGGGCGGCGCACAUCAAGAAGGCGGAGGCGACCACGACGACGACGAGCGCUGGCGCCCCGGCGGCCGAGGGCCAGUUCGACCGCUACUAUCACGAAGAGGAGCUGGGCACGGCGCUGAGGGAGGCGGCGGCCGCGGGCCCCCCCGGCCUGGCCCGCCUCUUCAGCAUCGGCCGCUCGGUGGAGGGCCGGCCGCUGUGGGUGCUGCGCCUCACGGCCGGCCUGGGGUCGCUGCUCCCUGACGGAGACGCGGCGCCCUUGGCCGAGGGGCCCGACGCGGGGGGCCCGCUGCUGCCCGGCCGGCCGCAGGUGAAGCUGGUGGGCAACAUGCACGGCGACGAGACCGUGUCGCGCCAGGUGCUGGUCUACCUGGCCCGCGAGCUGGCGGCCGGCUACCGCCGCGGGGACCCGCGCCUCGUCCGCCUGCUCAACACCACCGAUGUGUACGUGCUGCCCAGCCUCAACCCCGACGGCUUCGAGCGCGCGCGCGAGGGCGACUGCGGCCUCGGCGACGGCGGCCCGCCCGGGGCCAGCGGCCGGGACAACAGCCGCGGCCGCGACCUCAAUCGCAGCUUCCCGGACCAGUUCAGCACCGGCGAGCCCCCGGCACUGGACGAGGUGCCGGAGGUGCGCGCCCUCAUCGACUGGAUCCGGAGGAACAAAUUUGUGCUUUCUGGAAAUCUGCAUGGUGGCUCGGUGGUAGCAAGCUAUCCUUUUGAUGAUUCUCCAGAACAUAAGGCCACUGGAAUCUAUAGCAAAACCUCAGAUGAUGAAGUCUUUAAAUACUUGGCAAAAGCUUAUGCAUCAAACCACCCUAUAAUGAAAACUGGUGAACCUCAUUGUCCAGGAGAUGAAGAUGAGACAUUCAAAGAUGGAAUCACAAACGGCGCACAUUGGUAUGAUGUGGAAGGUGGCAUGCAAGACUACAAUUAUGUAUGGGCCAACUGUUUUGAGAUCACAUUAGAACUAUCUUGUUGCAAGUACCCACCUGCUUCACAGCUUCGACAAGAAUGGGAGAAUAAUCGGGAGUCUUUGAUCACAUUGAUUGAAAAGGUUCACAUUGGAAUUAAAGGAUUUGUUAAAGAUUCAGUAACAGGAUCUGGUUUGGAAAAUGCAACCAUCUCAGUGACUGGUAUUAAUCAUAAUAUCACGACAGGCAGAUUUGGUGAUUUCCAUAGAUUACUUGUUCCUGGAACUUAUAACCUUACAGUAGUUUUAACUGGGUAUAUGCCAUUGACUGUUAAUAACAUAGUGGUGAAAGAAGGACCAGCCACAGAAGUGGAUUUUUCCCUUCGGCCAACUGUGGCUUUGGUAAAUGAUGACACAACUGAAUCUGUAGUAACUGCUAGCACAGUUGCUGUACCUAAUAUUCCUCCUGGUACAUCAUCCUCCCACCAGCCAAUUCAGCCAAAGGACUUUCGACAUCAUCAUUUCCCUGAUAUGGAAAUCUUCUUGAGAAGGUUUGCCAAUGAGUAUCCUAAUAUCACCAGGCUUUAUUCAUUGGGAAAAUCAGUAGAGUCAAGAGAACUUUAUGUGAUGGAGAUAUCAGAUAACCCAGGUGUCCAUGAACCAGGUGAACCAGAAUUUAAAUAUAUUGGAAAUAUGCAUGGAAAUGAAGUGGUAGGAAGAGAACUGCUAUUGAACCUCAUUGAGUACCUUUGUAAGAACUUUGGACUAGAUUCUGAAGUCACAGAUCUGGUUCGCAGCACUAGAAUUCAUAUUAUGCCAUCCAUGAAUCCUGAUGGAUAUGAAAAGUCCCAGGAAGGAGAUUCAGUAAGUGUAAUUGGAAGAAAUAACAGCAACAAUUUUGACCUGAACCGAAAUUUUCCAGACCAGUUUGUUCAGAUCACAGAUCCUGCCCAACCAGAAACCAUUGCUGUAAUGAGCUGGAUGAAGGCCUAUCCAUUUGUACUGUCAGCAAACCUACAUGGAGGUUCUCUGGUGGUUAACUACCCUUUUGAUGAUGAUGAACAGGGACUUGCCACAUACAGUAAAUCACCGGAUGAUGCUGUGUUUCAACAAAUAGCACUUUCGUAUUCCAAGGAAAAUUCCCAGAUGUUUCAAGGUAGACCAUGCAAGAAUAUGUACCCUAAUGAAUAUUUUCCUCAUGGAAUAACAAAUGGGGCUAGUUGGUAUAAUGUCCCAGGUGGAAUGCAGGACUGGAACUACUUGCAAACAAACUGCUUUGAAGUCACCAUCGAGCUGGGUUGUGUGAAAUACCCACUUGAGAAAGAUUUGCCAAAGUUUUGGGAACAGAAUCGAAGAUCUCUAAUCCAGUUUAUGAAACAGGUUCAUCAAGGUGUCAAAGGAUUUGUACUGGAUGCCACAGAUGGCAGAGGUAUAUUAAACGCCACCAUCAGUGUUGCUGAAAUUAAUCACCCAGUGACUACAUACAAAACUGGAGAUUAUUGGCGUCUCUUGGUUCCAGGAACUUACAAAAUCACAGCAUCUGCUCGAGGGUAUAAUCCAGUCACCAAGAAUGUGACCGUGAAGAGCGACGGCGCUAUUCAGGUCAACUUCACACUUGUUCGAUCCUCAACAGAUUCAAACAAUGAAUCAAAGAAAGGAAAGGGGGACAGCACCAGCACCGAUUAUUCCACUGAUCCAACUACUAAGGAAUUUGAAGCUUUAAUUAAAGACCUUUCGGCUGAGAAUGGUUUGGAAAACCUCAUGUUAAGCUCUUCCUCAAAUCUGGCUCUUUAUCGGUAUCAUUCAUACAAAGACUUAUCAGAGUUUUUAAGAGGACUUGUAAUGAACUAUCCACACAUUACAAAUCUUACCAAUUUGGGACAGAGUGCUGAAUAUCGUCACAUUUGGUCCCUUGAAAUCUCUAAUAAGCCGAAUGUAUCUGAGCCCGAAGAACCAAAGAUUCGUUUUGUUGCUGGUAUCCAUGGCAACGCUCCAGUUGGAACUGAGCUGCUUUUGGCUUUGGCAGAAUUUCUCUGUCUGCACUACAAAAAGAACACAGCUGUUACCCAGUUAGUUGACAGGACUAGGAUUGUGAUUGUCCCUUCUCUGAAUCCAGACGGACGAGAAAGAGCACAAGAGAAAGACUGUACUUCAAAGAUGGGACAAACAAAUGCUCGCGGCAAAGACCUGGAUACAGACUUCACAAAUAAUGCUUCCCAGCCUGAGACAAAAGCCAUCAUUGAAAAUUUGAUUCAGAAACAGGACUUCAGUCUUUCUGUUGCUUUGGAUGGUGGUUCUGUGUUGGUCACAUACCCAUAUGACAAGCCAGUACAGACAGUGGAAAACAAGGAGACUCUGAAGCAUUUGGCAUCACUCUAUGCAAAUAAUCAUCCAUCAAUGCACAUGGGUCAGCCCAGCUGCCCAAAUAAGUCAGAUGAGAAUAUUCCAGGAGGAGUAAUGCGUGGAGCAGAAUGGCACAGUCACCUGGGCAGCAUGAAGGAUUAUAGCGUCACCUAUGGCCAUUGUCCAGAAAUCACAGUGUAUACAAGCUGCUGUUACUUCCCCAGUGCAGCACAACUCCCUUCCUUGUGGGCAGAAAAUAAAAGAUCUCUCCUUAGCAUGUUGGUGGAGGUUCACAAGGGAGUGCAUGGAUUUGUUAAAGAUAAGACUGGAAAACCAAUCUCUAAAGCAGUCAUUGUACUCAAUGAAGGAAUAAAAGUACACACAAAAGAGGGAGGUUAUUUCCAUGUACUGUUAGCGCCAGGGGUCCAUAACAUCAAUGCCAUUGCUGAUGGGUACCAGCAACAACAUUCCCAGGUCUUUGUGCAUCAUGAUGCAGCUAGCUCUGUGGUGAUUGUCUUUGACACAGAUAACCGGAUAUUUGGGUUGCCAAGAGAGCUUGUGGUAACUGUAUCAGGAGCCACCAUGUCGGCAUUAAUCCUGACGGCUUGCAUCAUUUGGUGCAUCUGCUCAAUCAAGUCUAACAGGCACAAGGAUGGCUUCCAUCGGCUCAGGCAGCACCAUGACGAGUAUGAAGAUGAAAUUCGCAUGAUGUCAACAGGCUCCAAGAAGUCCCUUCUAAGCCAUGAGUUCCAGGAUGAAACGGACACUGAAGAGGAAACAUUAUAUUCUAGCAAACAUUGAAAAACACAUUUCGCAUUCUCCCAGCAUAAGUAUCAAGCAACAUUACAGUUCCUCUUGGGAGACACUGCAUUAAGAAGACUCUCUUGCUUCUUCAAAGAGCUUUGGGAAGUUAACUUGCUAAAUUUAUAUUCUCUGUGAAUUUCACUGGCAGUUUUGAACUUCCCUUCCUUAACGUACUCAUAACCCUUCAAAAAAAAAAAAAAAAAAGAAAUCUGAUUUCUAUUUAUGCAGCAGAGAUGGGACAGCCACUUUGUUUUUAUUUUUUAAUUUAAGAUGAGCUUUUUGGAGUUUAUGUAAUAACAGCAUAAAGCCAACUAGUGGAUGUUGUAUUUUGCACAUCAGGUAUUUACUAGUGGCUUUAGCUUUUUUUUCCUUUAUUUUUAAAUGGCCAAAAGAAUCCAGAAACAUUAAGGCAGGGACAGCAGUCAGACUCUGACAUAAAGCUUUAAAAACUCAAUGUUUUCUCAACCUACUGAGGAGUACUUCUCUCUAGUUAUUAAAUAGCUGGAGUUUCUCUUAUUCAGGUUUAAUGGAGGUUGAAUUGAUUUUUAAGCAUAUAUAAUGUUAGGAAAUGAAUAAAUGGGCUUCCGCAUUUGUCUUUCUACCUGUUCCCAGGCUAGAUCAGAACUGGUGGGCUGUGCUCUAAGCAGGAUUUCACUACCUCUCUUGUAAGGUUUAGCAAAGUUAUAAAUAUCCCCCAUUUUAAGCAAGAACUUACUGACUGUUGUGAAAGAUCUAAAUGUGCGCUUGAAUGGAGCUGAGAGGGAGACUUAGCAAAAGCUGAAACUCAUGUUGCCUAUCUUUUAACUUGGUAAAAACCCACAGGUGCUGCUGCUUUUAUCUGUGAAGAACUAGUUUAUUCUAGGAAUGCCUAAUUCUGUAACAUUUCCUAAAAUUGAACUUUUUCUAUGUUGUACACUUAAGGUUUUCAGAUGACCCAACCAUCUACGAGAUCUGAAUUCUACUGAAAUUAUUAGGAAGUAUGGAAGAGACCUACUUGUGCAUUCUUGACCUAUUUGGAACAAAAAAUAUCUACACUUCAUACUCCAGCCUGAGCCUACACCAUGAAAUAGUAGACUAUGGUUGAAAUAACUUGGCCAGUCUUGUUCAUACAGGCCUCUGCAAGCGAUUGGGUUCUUUGUCCUAAUGUUUCAAAUGACAGUCUUUUUUUUUGACCAACCAACUUUGUUAAAAUUUUAGUGGAAAGCUUUCAAAUAUGCUGCCUCCAUUAAAAAAAAAGUAAACUAUGGCUGCUUGUGUGAUAUAACACUGUAGUGUGACGGUGUCAUCCGCUGCCAGUCAGGCACAGAGUGAGACGAUUUGCAUUUUAUUGUCUGUCUUAUCUGCUAUUUAGUGGAAAUGAUGCUUUUUGUAAGUGUGUGUCCUACCAAUGAUCUAAUGGUUUAAUACCUUUGAAUGUUUUAAUGGCCAAGUUGCUGCUGAACUUGUACUAAAUCAGGGGAUCAAAAAGCUUACUCUCAUCUUCUAAAUUGUAUUCUAUAUUCAUAAAUGUAUCCUUCAUCCCAAAGCUUUCCUGUGAAGUAGUUUGCCACCCACCUGGGUCGUUCAGCCAGGCUUUUAAAGGAAUGCAUCCAAAGUAGCUUUAUAAAAUAUUUUGUCUAUUAGGAAUAAUGAGCUCCUGACAUUUGUUAAUAAGUAUCUGUGGUAAAUUUGGGUGGUUGAAGGUUAAGCCAUUCUGCUAUUAAUCCUGGUAUUAGCCACUCAGACUCUGCCACCUCCCUCUCAUCCCACCACAUAAACAGAACAGAGCUUGUGGGAUGCUAGCAAUUAAUGAAAUAUAUAUACAUGAGUUAAUUUUUUCUGAUAAUCAUUACAAUUUCUUUGAAGAUACAGCAUAUUGCUCUUUUUUAGCUUUAUUUUUUAGAGUGCAAAGUCAGAAAACCAACAAAGGGCCUAUGAGUGUCUGGGCCUGCUUGCAACAUUGCAACUAGAAAUGAAGGUUGAUGUGACAGCCUUUGCUUUAUUAGCAUUGAUCUUCUCUAGAGGGCACUUUCUACAUUUACUUUCUUGAAUUAAACAUGCCUCUCUAACUGUACAUCGUAGUGCUGGAGGCCAUGCCUUUUAAGCGUGUGUAAAAUUAUUUAAGACAUGAACAUACAAAUAGUUCUUUUACUCAUUUUUCCCAAAAGGAAAACCAAAUUCUGCUGUAAAUCUUGACUCUUUAAUGAACUCCUGAGUAAUGCAUUUAGCUGGAAGAUAAGGCCUUCUCAGCCCAUGUCACCUCUGAAUGCGAGUGUACAAGAUCAGCGACUGCUACAACUAUGUUCUCAGCCCUGCUCUGUUUUUUACCUGAGGCUCUCAUCUAGUAUUAGCCCACAUUAACAGCUUAAGGCAUUGAAGCCAUAUGGGGUGGGGAAUGCAUUUCUUCAGUGUUUCUCCUAGAGACUUUCCAUUUCCUUGGAGUCAUGGAGGCAAGUAAGUAUCACAGUGUUGAGAAGUUGGCCCACAUCUGAGUUGUGCCUUUCUUUACUCACAAGGCAUUGUUUUUGUCUUGGUGAUGAGUUUGUAAGCCUUCUCUCUUCCCAGCUCCUUAAUCAAAGCAAAAUGAUUGAGUAGGUAACGUUUAAAGUGUCUGCCUGUGUAAAUGUACUUGUGCUGAUUGUAUAGUGCAGUAAGAUGAGCCCUUGGAAUUUCAGAAGGAAAGACCCGUUGAUUUCGGUGUUUUUUGUGGAACACUUGGGUAGUGAGUGGAAUCCCAUCCAGUUGAGGAAUGCUUGCAGUGCUCAUGGAAAGGAAUUUGAUUUGGGACUUUGUCAUCUUCCAGAAGGAAAGCAAAACAUACUGUAUUUUUGGCCCAGUGUGAUUGAUUGGUUAAUCUUUGUUACCUUUCGUCUGAAUGGGAUUUGCUGAAUUAAUGAAUAUUGACUUUAAAACUAAUUAUGAGUUUAAAAAUAAAUAAAAGGUAGUGCUUAUAUCUGAGCUUCUUGUGUUUCUGAGCUAACACAAGGUUAGUCAGUAACCAUGACCUGCUCCUCUAUUUCCAUUUAUUCUCAGCAUUAAAUAUUUUUAUCUUCUUGUUGACAGAAAUGCACUUGUGCAGGUUUUGUCCCUGCUGUAUUAAAAGCUUGCCUAUGAAUGCUGUAAACAUGCCCUGUGUUAUGGAUCUCUGGUGGAAUUGUUCUAAUAGUAACACCCAAAAUUUCUCCCUGUGUUUUUGCUUUAUUGUUAUUGCUGAAAAUCCCACUGUGGUUGAUGUUCAGUGAUUUUCUAUCUAGCAACUUUUUGAUAACUCUUUGGUUUUCUGAUUUGUUUUAAUUAAAGCAAAUUAGGGUCCUUGAUUAAUGCCAACUGAACUUGGAUUUCUAGUUCAUGAAAAAAAUUUCUCCCAACACCCGUUUCUCUUAUUUUUAGCAAUAACUCAUUCAUGAUUCCACUUGACUUUCAGAAUAUUGUCCUGGUUGAUUUUGUUUUUACAGAAUACAUUAUUAAAUUUGAAUGUAGGCUACCAUUUUGAGGCAAUUUGAUAUAAAUUAUGUAAAUAUGUAUGAUUAUGACUUUUAUAAAUGGCAGAACAUGAGUGUAUUGACUAUAUUCUAUGCCAGCCAUGCUGCAGAAUUUCUGGAGGUUGGACAUAGUGGUAUUUUUAUGCUCAGAUAGAAAAUCACCUUUCCACCUUUCCAUUUCUUCAGAAUGAUACUCCCCAGCUCCAGAACACUCUAUAACUGAUUAUAUGAGGUGCCCAAAUCCCAUUCAUCUCAAGUGCUUCAGUCUUUGGUUUAUUUCAUGCACUGUGCCUUCAAAAUGAAAUUUUUAAAAGGGACUAUAAAUGAAGUUGAAUAGUAGUUUUAAAGUCAAUCUGUGUAAUUUAUGUGAAAUCUAACUGUAAUGAGGUCUUUUCUGUUUUUUAUAUGUAAACGGAUCUAACCCUGUAUAAAAGUUAUUUUAUGA